Molecule: messenger RNA, 1416 nt
Organism: Alternaria ventricosa
Lineage: Eukaryota; Fungi; Ascomycota; Dothideomycetes; Pleosporales; Pleosporaceae
Exons: 2
Coding region: 1-1416 (471 amino acids)
Source: RefSeq, a predicted model, not a curated record
AUGAGUUGUGACCCAAAGAACAUCAAGCUGUACGAGACCCACGGCGAAGACAAGCCCUAUGUUUGUCUCAGUCACUGCUGGGGGAAGGGUACAAUUAGAAAGACGACGACGGCCACCUUGACCGAACACAAGCGAAGAAUCCCUUCGGAGAAACUUCCUCAGACAUUCCAGGAUGCUAUCUCUUUCGCCUAUCGGUUGGGAUACAAGUAUCUGUGGAUCGACAGUCUCUGCAUCAUCCAAGACAGCCGCGAGGACUGGCAAAGGGAAGGCAGCAGAAUGGCACAGAUAUACUCCGGUGCCGAUUUUACCGUCGCUGCCACCGACGCCAAUGUCCCAUCGCAAGGAUGUUUCCGCAAGCAUCCAGAACGUCCUAUCAGCAAGUUUUCGUACCCGGACAUGAACGGCUCGAUGUUGGACAUUUGCGUCCGAUCCAGCAUAAACCAUUAUGCUUGGAGAUAUGGCGAAUAUCCAUUACUGAAACGUGGCUGGACGCUACAAGAAUGUCUACUUUCCCGACGCCUGGUGCACUUCACAGCCGAAGAGAUGUUUUGGGCGUGUAGGACAGAGAACAAAUGCGAGUGCUCGUUCUGGUGGGACUUGGGAAAAGUGCCUUUCGGAAAUUUUCGCAGCCCCAAAUAUCUCAACACUAUACGUCACUCUAAGCCGGAGGAGUGCACGGCUCUGUGGCAUGGUAUUGUCACCGAAUACACUAAUUCGAGCUUGACGUACGAAACGGACUGCUUCCCAGCUUUGCAAGGAGUCAGCAAAGAGAUGUAUACUGUGAAGAGGUCGGCAUACAUGGCCGGAUUAUGGGAGAGCAGUAUCAUGGACGAUCUACUGUGGUAUUCUGACCACAAGGACAAAUCAUCUAAACCAACGGCAUGGCGCGCACCGUCAUGGUCAUGGGGAUCUGUCAUUGGGCGAGUCGUGUGGCCAAAGUGGCUCUCGCAGACCAUACCUUUAUCGACUUACAUUGGGAAAGAGCUCACCCCUGCAAGAGGAGGAGACGGGUACGGGGAAAUAUUAUCCGCAAAGAUUACCCUGCGAGGUCGCUGUUUGCUCCCGAACGUGGAAGGAACGUACCAGCCCUUUGCUGCACCAGACGAAGCCAUCAAAUACCCCGAUCAUCGCGCUUGGAGGAAGUGUCCUCGCAAAAUCUACCUCGAUCGUCCACCGGAAUUGGAACGUCCUGAUAGCAAGAGGGUCGUCAUGUCUACCGGGCAGGUGAAGACGCUGCUCAUAAGCGUGUACAAGAUGCAAACACAGGAACACCUCUAUGCCAUGUUGGUUCUGCAACAGGUGAACAGGACAGCGAACACCUACACGCGGAUUGCAUAUAUGGAACUCGAGACACGUAAGGGUUGCGAUAUGUCCAGUCUUCCGUUGGGUAACGAGGAAAUUCUGCACAUCAUCUAG